AUGGUUAUUAUUAUUAUUUUUGGUUAGAAAUCAUAGUUUUUCUCAUAGUUUUAGUGACCCUAUGGCCUUCAAAUUUAUUAUUAUGUUUGUUCUGUUUUCAACACUUCACGUCCAAUAUUUGAGCAAAAGACUAUCUUGCACUCUCUUGCAUCUUAGGUAGUUAUCAGAAACAGCUGUUGGUGGAGGCAGGCUGCUUGCAUUACGGUUGUUAUCAAAGUACACCAAGAGUGAAGGCUAAAUCUUCAUAGCUUCAAUGAUGACAUGAUGGAUAAUAAUUAUGCCACUAAGAAAGAGAGAAAGGAGUUGAUAGAGGAAUUUGUAGCCCUCCAAUAUGUUGUUUCAUCCAUUAAUUAUGCAUGUGCUAUGUAUAUAGUGAUUUUACAUGCUCUAUUCAAGAAGAAAGAUUUUGCAUGCUGCAUUCAAGAGGAUGCAAAUGCAACUACAGAAGAAGGAGAACAGUCUCCUGUUGAACAGUUUAGUAUGAACAUGGGUGAUACGGAUUACUCAAUGUCUACUGUAGGUAAUGUUCCCAACCGUGCUGACUCUACUAAAACUGGGAAAAAGCGGGCUCGACAUGCUGAGGGGAUUCUCACUGAACUAUCAGAGAUGGCAAAAAAUCUUGGAUCAUUCAUUGAGAAUACUAAUACUACGAUGGUGGAGAUUGCUCAUAGGAUGGGAUAUUCACAUGACCUAUCUCAACAGAGGAGGUUGGUUAAUGCAGAACUUCUGAAGUUGCCAAUGAGUAAUACCCAAAGAUUGAUGGCAGCAUCUAUGAUAGUGAAAGAUGAAGACAAAGUUGACUUGUUUUUCAGUUUAGAUGAGAAUGACAAGAUGGAGUGGGUUUCUUUGCUAUUGGAGGGUCAUAUUUAAAUGUGACAUCUACUGUAUGAUGGUCUUUUUGUUUCCCACAUGACUUGUAAUAUAUUAUGUGAUGCAUAAAUAUUAUAGGUUAGGUAGUUUCUGCUGCUGCAAUACUUUAUGAUGGUCUUUUUGUUGAGUAAAUGUUGCUCCUAUGUUGGGCUGGUUUUUGUAACUUGGUAGUAGAAAAUCUGCAGUUCAUGUAUUAUUGUUGUUAUGAAGCAGGGCUUGGAAUGUAUGAGGAAAAGGAAAUCAUGAGUUAAAUCGUAAUAGAUUAUUUUUGUAAUAAUGGCUUAGUAGUUUUUUCAGAUGAAGAUCAAAAGCAGCGUAGUAUAUGCUGCAGGACAUUGGAGGGCA
Camellia sinensis is the source of this 1215-nucleotide messenger RNA. Lineage: Eukaryota; Viridiplantae; Streptophyta; Magnoliopsida; Ericales; Theaceae. The record is from RefSeq and is a predicted model, not a curated record.